Messenger RNA from Salarias fasciatus (jewelled blenny), 3800 nucleotides. Its product is annotated as NLR family CARD domain-containing protein 3-like. The transcript has 5 exons. Gene Ontology annotation, molecular function: protein binding. The annotation marks the transcript as partial. The record is from RefSeq and is a predicted model, not a curated record. Lineage: Eukaryota; Metazoa; Chordata; Actinopteri; Blenniiformes; Blenniidae.
CUGCAGCAGCUUCUAGAAGAACAUAAGAAGAGUCUGAGGAGGAGAUGUGAACAUGUGACUGAAGGAAGUGAUGAAGCAGGAGGAGGAAGCCUCCUCAACAGGAUCUACACUGAGCUCCACAUCACAGAGGGACUCAGUGAGGAGCUUCAGAGGGAACCUGAGCUGCAGCAGCUGGAGACAGCUUCCAGGAAGGAGAGCCUCCAUCACUCUGCCAUCAGGGUUCAGGACAUCUUCAAAGCCUCGGCCCAGCAGCUCAGACACAUCCGAGUGGUUCUGACCAGUGGCGUGGCCGGCAGUGGAAAAACCUUCUCGGUGCGCAAGUUCAGUCUGGACUGGGCCGAGGGCCUGGAGAACCAGGAUGUCGAGGUGCUGGUGGUGCUCUCCUUCAGGGAGCUGAACCUGCUGGGAGAGCAGCCGUACAGCCUCCUCUCGCUGCUGGCUGUUUUCCAUCCCACGCUCCAGAAGCUGACGGCAGAGGAGCUGGCUGUCUGCAAGCUGCUCUUCAUCUUGGACGGUCUGGAUGAAAGCAGAUUUUCUCUGGACUUCAGCAGCAGCCGGCGGCUGCUUGACGUCUCCCAGCAGUCUUCAGUCGGCGAGCUGCUCACUAACCUCAUCCAGGGGGAUCUGCUGCCCUCGGCUCGGGUCUGGAUCACUUCCCGACCGGCGGCGGCCCAUCAGAUCCCUCCAACAUGUGUGGACAGACUGACAGAAGUGCGAGGCUUCACUGACGCCCAGAAGGAGGAGUACUUCAGGAGGAGGCUGAGUGAUGAGGAGCUGAGCAGCAGAAUCAUCUCCCACAUCCAGACCUCCAGGAGCCUCCACAUCAUGUGUGGAAUCCCAGUCUUCUGCUGGAUCACUGCUACAGUUCUGGAGCACAUGUUGAGCAGCGAGCAGAGAGGAGAGCUGCCCCAGACCCUGACUGACAUGUACUCCCACUUUGUGCUGGUCCAGACUCACAGGAAGAAGCUCAAGUACCAUGAAGGACCUGAGACGGGUCCACAGGAGCUGACAGAGGCUGACAGGGAGCUUCUUCUGAAGCUGGGCAGGAUGGCCUUGGAACAUCUGGUCAAAGGAAACAUCCUGUUCUACCAAGAAGACCUGGAGCAGUAUGGUCUGGAUGUGACUGAGGCCUCGCUGUUCUCUGGAAUCUGUUCUCAGAUCUUCAAGAGAGAGUCUGUGAUCUUCCAGAAAGCCGUCUACAGCUUCGUCCAUCUGAGUGUUCAGGAGUUUCUGGCUGCAGUCUUCAUGUUCCACCGUUUCACCAACAAUUGGAGAGACGUCCUCUAUCCCAUCACUGCAAGUUUACUUGUACCUGCUGCCCCAUCUCUUGAUGUUUUCCUGAUGGUCUACCUUCAGAUAUCCCUCAGCAGUCCAAAUGGCCACCUGGACCUGUUUAUCCGCUUCCUUCAUGGCCUCUCUCUGGAAUCCAACCAGAGACUCUUAAAAGCUCUGCUGGGUCAGACAAAGAUCAGACCAAGAACCAUCAAGAGAGUCAUCAAGAACUUGAAGGAGAUCAACAGUCAUAAAAUGUCUCCUGACAGAAGCAUCAACAUCUUCCACUGUCUGACGGAGAUGAAGGACCUCUCAGUCCAUCAGGAGAUCCAAGAGUUCCUGAAGUCAGAGAACAGAUCAGAGAAGAGACUCUCUGAGAUCCACUGCUCAGCUCUGGCCUACAUGCUGCAGAUGUCAGACCAGGUCCUGGAGGAGUUGGACCUGGAGAACUACAAGACAUCAGAGGAGGGACGACGGAGACUGAUCCCAGCUGUGAAGAACUGCAGGAAGGCUGAUCUUUCUGGCUGUGGACUCUCUGAUCCUCACUGUGAAGUGAUCUCCUCAGCUCUGAGCUCUGACCCCUCCCAUCUGAAGCAUCUGGACCUGAGUUACAACAACCUGAAGUAUUCAUCAGCGAAGAUUCUGAGUGCUGGACUGAAGAGUCCAAACUGUAAACUGGAGACUCUGAGGUUGAUUGACUGCAUAAUGUCAGAGAUCAGCUGUUCUUCUCUGGCCUCAGCUCUGAAGUCCAACCCCUCCCUCCAGAAACAUCUGGAACAUCUGGACCUGAGCUGGAACCGUCUGCAGGAUUCAGCAGUUGAGCAGCUGUGUGGUUUUCUGCAGAGUCCACUCUGUGGUCUGCAGACUCUGAGGUUGGAGAGCUGCAAGUUGUCAAAGAUCAGCUGUUCUUCUCUGGCCUCAGCUCUGGAGUCCAACCCCUCCCACUUGGAGGAACUCGACCUGCGUUCCAACCAUCUGCGGUCUCCAGAUGUGCAGCAGCUGGUUGCUCUCCAUCAGAGUCCAGACUGCAGCCUGCAGACUCUGAGGUGGAGGAGUGACCGAGAGCAGAGAGGAUGCUGUGUGCUCUGAAGAUCCUCUUCAUCCUCCUCCUCUUCCUCCUCUCCACAGAUUGUAUCAUCAGUAGAUGUCCAUGGCGUUAACAGAGUUUGAAAUGCUGCCGUACUGGAAAAUGUUUUUCACUCAGAACUUUUCACCUCACUGAAUGUGACUCUAUGGAACAAUACAUCCAUCUGACAUGGGAACAAGUCCUGGUUUUUCAAAGACUGCUCUGAGAGGAAUAUUUGACUGACAACUGAUCCGUGUCCAACUGUAUAAUUAUUCCCAAAGUUUUUCAUUUGGACCAGAGAAAGCCACGCUCCAACUGAUGGUUUGGUUGUAUUUAUUCUGUCACAGCAAUUGGAGAAAUCUUCUCAAAUCACUGGAAAUGACCAAAAACCACCAUCUUGAAAAAUUAAAGAAAAGACAAAUGUACAGCGAAAUACAAAACGGUCUUCCCCUAGAAAACGACCACUCAAUCAAGCGCCCCCUAGUGGCCAUGUAAAUAAUGUCACGGACACCACACACUGAUGGAGGGUUUUUUGGAGGGUUGUUUGUUUUUUUCCUGGAGUGACUUUCCCUUAAUAAUUACACUUAACCACAAAUAUAAUUCUCUGCAUUGAAUGACUUCAGUUUGAUUUUCAGAACAGAACAAAAUCUCUGAAAUAGUUUCUGAAACAGAUCAGAAUCCACAAUAUGAACCAUAAAAGCAAAACUACAAACAUAAAUCUAUAGAAUGGAGAAAUCUCUGUAUUAUAAUUUACACAAAGCUUCUCUAGAGACAAAAAUACUCUUUAUUUUCAUAGUUUCCACUCGGUUUAUGGGUGUGAUAGGCAGUUUUUUCGUUUCUGCGUUCCUUCCGACGGCUUCCUCUGCUGAGCUGUCGGUCUGCUGCGUCCUUAGCAACCAGUCGCGGUUGUUAAGGACUCUGACCCCUGACCCGGAAGGGGUUGAUGUGUGUCACGGACUGGAUUUUUUCUUUAAGAAUGGAGUUAAAAAUGUUAAUGAAAUGUAAAAUGUUUUCCCUUUUUGUUUUAACAAUAUUUCAUGUGUUUUUGGUGUCCCCUAGUGGACAAUCCUGUUACUUAUAUGUGGUGUGCAUUUUAUUUUGAAAAGAGCUUUAUGUAGCGGAAGUGACGAGUCAACAGCUCGGGAAGCAGACGAUGACAGCUCUCCAUUUGUGCCGUCUCCAAGAUCGUAAUGUCUUUAUAUUUUGAGGUUGCAUCGCCGGUCAGUAUUUUAGUUACAUUUAAAACAUGUUUAUUUAAUCUUUGUAAUGUUCUCUAGCAGCUAAGGUUAAACUUGACUGACUUUGAUUUUGUACUAAGUUAAUCGCCUGAAAUGCAGGGUCGGCAAGAUAACGUCUCGGCCAUUUGUACAGUGUUCACAUAUAUAUAUAUAUAUAUAUAUAUAUAUAUAUAUAUAUAUAUAUAUAUAUAUAUAUAUAUAUAUAUAUAUAUAUAUAUAUAUAU